Messenger RNA from Chinchilla lanigera (long-tailed chinchilla), 4121 nucleotides. RefSeq names its product nuclear export mediator factor (gene Nemf). The record is from RefSeq and is a predicted model, not a curated record. NCBI's taxonomy places the organism in Eukaryota, Metazoa, Chordata, Mammalia, Rodentia, Chinchillidae. Gene Ontology annotation, biological process: rescue of stalled cytosolic ribosome; ribosome-associated ubiquitin-dependent protein catabolic process. Gene Ontology annotation, cellular component: RQC complex. Gene Ontology annotation, molecular function: tRNA binding; ribosomal large subunit binding.
CCGUAGAGCGGCAGGUGCGCCUGCGCGGAAGCGUCGCGGCGUCGAGUCCGGCUGGUCUUGGAGAAAACUGCGGUAGCGACGCUCGGAGCUCGCCAUGAAGGCGCGCUUUAGCACCGUUGACCUCCGCGCCGUACUCGCGGAGCUGAACGCGAGUGCCGAAAACAUUUGAAGAGUCGGAGAUUAGUCAGUGCAAAACAGCUUGGUGUGGAUAGGAUUGUAGAUUUUCAGUUUGGAAGUGACGAAGCUGCUUAUCACUUAAUCAUUGAGCUCUAUGAUCGGGGGAACAUUGUUCUUACAGAUUAUGAGUACUUAAUUUUAAAUAUCCUAAGGUUUCGAACUGAUGAGGCAGAUGAUGUUAAGUUUGCUGUUCGUGAACGCUAUCCAGUGGAUCAUGCUAGAGCUGCAGAACCUUUGCUUACUUUGGAAAGAUUGACUGGAAUAAUAACCAGUGCACCUAAGGGGGAAUCACUGAAGAGAGUUCUUAACCCAUUACUUCCCUAUGGACCAGCUCUCAUUGAGCACUGUCUCAUAGAAAAUGGAUUCUCUGGCAAUGUCAAAGUGGAUGAAAAGUUUGAAAGCAAAGAUAUUGAAAAAGUGCUUGUUUGUAUGCAGAAGGCAGAAGACUAUAUGAAAACAACAUCCAACUUCAGUGGAAAGGGGUAUAUCAUCCAGAAGAGAGAAGUAAAGCCACGCCUGGAAGUAGACAAACCAAUUGAAGACAUGCUCACGUAUGAGGAAUUUCAUCCUUUCUUGUUUUCCCAACAUUCUCAAUGUCCAUAUAUAGAAUUUGAAUCAUUUAACAAGGCCGUGGAUGAAUUUUAUUCGAAGAUAGAAGGUCAGAAAAUUGAUUUAAAAGCUUUACAGCAGGAAAAACAAGCAUUGAAGAAAUUAGAUAAUGUCCGAAAGGAUCAUGAAAACAGAUUAGAAGCUCUUCAGCAGGCUCAGGAAAUAGACAAACUGAAAGGAGAGCUCAUAGAGAUGAACUUACAGAUAGUGGACAGAGCCAUUCAGGUGGUUCGAAGUGCUUUGGCCAAUCAGAUAGACUGGACAGAAAUCGGCGUCAUUGUGAAAGAAGCCCAAGCUCAAGGGGACCCUGUUGCAAGUGCAAUCAAGGAGUUAAAACUGCAAACAAAUCAUGUUACAAUGCUGCUAAGAAAUCCAUACUUAUUAUCAGAGGAGGAAGAUGACGAUGUUGAUGGUGACGUCAGUGUUGAGAAAAAUGAAGCUGAACUACCAAAAGGAAAAAAGAAAAAGCAAAAGAAUAAACAGUUACAGAAGCCUCAGAAAAAUAAGCCAUUGCUUAUUGAUGUUGAUCUCAGCUUGUCAGCAUAUGCCAAUGCCAAAAAGUAUUAUGAUCAUAAGAGAUAUGCUGCUAAGAAAACACAAAAGACUGUUGAAGCUGCUGAGAAGGCAUUCAAAUCAGCAGAAAAGAAAACAAAGCAAACACUAAAAGAAGUUCAAACAGUUACCUCUAUUCAAAAAGCAAGAAAAGUAUAUUGGUUUGAGAAAUUUCUGUGGUUCAUUAGCUCAGAGAACUAUCUAAUUAUAGGUGGACGAGAUCAACAACAGAAUGAAAUAAUUGUGAAAAGAUAUUUGACAUCAGGAGAUAUUUAUGUACAUGCUGAUCUUCAUGGAGCUACCAGCUGUGUAAUUAAGAAUCCAACAGGAGAGCCCAUCCCUCCGCGGACACUGACUGAGGCGGGCACGAUGGCACUUUGCUACAGUGCUGCUUGGGAUGCGCGAGUUAUCACUAGUGCUUGGUGGGUGUACCAUCAUCAGGUUUCUAAAACAGCACCAACUGGAGAAUAUUUGACAACCGGAAGCUUCAUGAUAAGAGGAAAGAAGAAUUUCCUCCCUCCCUCAUAUCUAAUGAUGGGAUUUAGUUUCCUCUUUAAGGUAGAUGAGUCUUGUGUUUGGAGACAUCGGGGUGAACGAAAAGUCAGAGUGCAGGAUGAAGACAUGGAGACACUGGAAAGUUGCACAAGUGAACUUACGUCAGAAGAAAUGGAACAACUAGACGGAGGCAACACCAGUAGUGACGAAGAUAAAGAGGAAUUAGGUGAAGCACCUGUCGAAGCAGAACUAGUGACUCAUGUUGGCCAAGAGGAUGUUACUGUUCAGACUGAUGUAGAUAAAAUAAAUGAGGGACUGGGUCAGGAAGAAAGCUCUGAAGAUGAAGGAGAAUCUGAAGAAGUCCUAAAAGAUCAGGAGCCUAUUGGUGACCUGAAGGAUGAAGAGGAAGGGAUGGAGUAUCCUGAUACUACCAUUGACUUGUCUCAUCUUCAAUCCCAAAGGUCUCUCCAGAAACUGCCUUCAAAAGAGGAAUCUUCUAAUUCAAGUGAUAAUAAAUCACAGAGCCGAAGACAUUUGUCAGCCAAGGAAAGAAGGGAAAUGAAGAAGAAAAAACUACCAAGUGACUCUGGAGAUUUAGAAGUGAUAGAAGAAAAGGACAAAGAGAAAGAAAGUGCCGUACACACUGAAGCUCAUCAGAACACAAGCAGAAAUGCAGGUGUACAGCCAAUGAAGCGAGGACAAAAGAGUAAAAUGAAAAAAAUGAAGGAAAAAUACAAAGAUCAGGAUGAAGAAGAUCGUGAACUUAUUAUGAAAUUGCUGGGAUCUGCAGGUUCAAAUAAAGAAGAAAAAGGGAAAAAGGGGAAGAAAGGAAAAACAAGGGAUGAACCUAUAAAGAAACAGCCCCAGAAACCUAGAGGUGGACAGAGGGUUUCAGAUGGCAUUAAGAAAGAGACUCAAUCCCUUGAGGUUUUAACUCAGGAGUUACAAGACUUCGCUGUAGAUGAUCCGCAUGAUGACAAGGAAGAACAAGAUCUGGAUCAACAGGGAAAUGAGGAAAAUCUGUUUGAUUCUUUGACGGGCUGUCCACAUCCUGAAGAUAUAGUACUCUUUGCCAUUCCAAUAUGUGCACCUUACACUACCAUGACAAACUACAAAUAUAAAGUGAAACUUACCCCUGGAGUUCAGAAAAAAGGAAAAGCUGCAAAAACAGCUUUGAAUAGUUUCAUGCAUUCCAAAGAAGCAACAGCAAGAGAAAAGGAUUUAUUUCGCAGUGUAAAGGACACAGAUUUAUCAAGAAACAUUCCUGGCAAAGUGAAAGUGUCUGCACCCAACCUUCUGAAUGUAAAAAGGAAAUAGCUGAAAUGAAAUCCUAAAAUAUAUGAGAAGAAUCAAUUUUAUAGCCUUUUGGAAGUUAAGAUGAAAACACCAUGUAACAGGACUUCCGCAUUUAAAAAUGAACUAAUCAUUGCCUUGCUAUAUUCACCAAAAGGACUUAAUUCUUGUUUUUUCCAGUUUUAUAUAGAGGAAAACUGUCUGUGAUAGGAUUUCCUAAAAUAUAUGUCCAAAAGCUAAAUGUAAUUAUAUACAUCUGUAGUUAUUCUACAUUUUGUUGAAAUUUGAGAGGUUAAUACUAAGUAUUCAUUUCAUGAUACAAAGAAAUUGGAUAGUUGACGUGGUUUGAUUUGCUUAAACUACUGACAAAGCAGUCUACUGUAUAUAAAAUCUAAAAUAUAUAUGUAUACUACAGGCCAAUCACAAGGGGUUUUUGUUCUUGUUGUGGGAGUGGGGGCAAUUAAACAUUCAGGGUUGUAUCUUGAAAACCUUGUCAAAAAUAUAUUAGACCAGAUGUAAAUAUUAAUAAUUCCCAUGAAUCAACUCGACGAUUAACACCUAGAAAAAACUGGCAGUGAUCAUGCCCGUGCAUUUACACAUCUUCACUCUUCAUUUUUCCCUGUGAUAUGAGUUCUGUACCAUUUUCUUUUCCGUCUUUAGUAGUUACCAAUAGCAUGUUACAGAAUAUCUUAACCUGGAAUAUCAGAAGUGCGCUUUUAGGCUAACCACUACAGACUCCUGACUCAGCUUUCUUCUGUCUCCUAUCAGAAUGGAGAGUAAAAUUAUACAUUAUGUCCAUUCCUUCAUGAUCUACAGAACGGUUACUUUUUAACUGAUUGCAAAUCACCUGCUUAUAGUCAACAUACCCACUCUCCCUAGCCCCUGCACCAAAGCGGCAAGCCUGCCGUGCACUGCACACCUUUUGGUCCCUUCAUAGUUCUUAGUCCCAUGGAGAAUAGUUUUACCUUGGAAGUUCGUGUUUAAAAAAAAAAAAA